AUGGCCAAAGAAGAGGACAAGAAGGAAUCGGGCGAGUGGAAGGAAUUUUUCUGGAAUCCACGAACCCAUGAACUGCUUGGACGGACAGCGAGCAGCUGGGGUCUGAUCCUCCUGUUCUAUCUAGUCUUUUACACUUUCCUGGCUGGCAUGUUCUGCCUCACCAUGUACAUCAUGAUUCUGACUUUGGAUGAUUACCAACCCACCUGGCAGGACCGCCUGGCCACACCAGGUAUGAUGAUUCGGCCAAAGGGGGAGUUUCUGGACAUCACAUACAAUAUCGAGAACACAGAGAGCUGGGACGUGUAUGUGCAGGCUCUGGACAGUUUCCUCGCCCCCUACAAUAACUCUCAGCAGGCAUUGAGUAACUACAACUGCCCCCCAGACAAUUACUUUAUCCAGGAAGACAGCGGUGAGGUCCGCAACAACCCUAAACGCUCCUGCCAGUUCAACCGUACACAGCUUGAGGAGUGCUCUGGUCUUUCUGACCACACCUAUGGAUACCAGGAGGGCAAACCCUGUGUGCUCAUUAAACUCAACCGGGUCAUUGGAAUGCGACCAGGGAAAGAUGGUCAGUCUCCGUAUGUCACCUGUGGGGCAAAGAAAGAGGACAGUGAUAAAAUUGGCGAGCUUAUGUACUUUCCUCCAAAUGGGACCUUCAACCUUAUGUACUUCCCCUACUACGGCAAGAGAGCUCAGGUGAACUACACUCAGCCUUUGGUGGCAGUGAAGUUCAUGAAUGCCACUAUGAAUACUGACAUUAACGUGGAGUGUAGGAUCAACUCUAAUACCAUUACCAACUUCAGUGAACGAGACAAGUUUGCCGGCCGUGUCUCCUUCAAACUGAGGAUUAACACCAAGAACUAG
Messenger RNA from Chanos chanos (milkfish), 864 nucleotides. RefSeq names its product ATPase Na+/K+ transporting subunit beta 2a (gene atp1b2a). The transcript is spliced from 7 exons. Gene Ontology annotation, molecular function: ATPase activator activity. Gene Ontology annotation, biological process: intracellular potassium ion homeostasis; intracellular sodium ion homeostasis; potassium ion import across plasma membrane. Gene Ontology annotation, cellular component: sodium:potassium-exchanging ATPase complex. The coding region runs from base 1 to 864 and encodes 287 amino acids. The record is from RefSeq and is a predicted model, not a curated record. Lineage: Eukaryota; Metazoa; Chordata; Actinopteri; Gonorynchiformes; Chanidae.